Molecule: messenger RNA, 1110 nt
Organism: Quercus robur (English oak)
Lineage: Eukaryota; Viridiplantae; Streptophyta; Magnoliopsida; Fagales; Fagaceae
Product: probable CCR4-associated factor 1 homolog 11
Exons: 1
Coding region: 219-1052 (277 amino acids)
Cellular component (GO): CCR4-NOT core complex; P-body; CCR4-NOT complex
Molecular function (GO): nucleic acid binding; poly(A)-specific ribonuclease activity
Source: RefSeq, a predicted model, not a curated record
CCUCACUCUCUCUCUCUCUUCCUCUCUCUUUCUCAGCACCAUCUUCACUUCCCCAUUUAUAUUCAUCCCUCACUUCCUCAACUUCACACACCAAUCUCACACUUUGCAAAAAAAACAAAAAAACAAAGACCACCUCGGUCUUCUCUCUAACAAGCAAAAUUUUCAGCUUAGAAUUUUCCAAGACUGUGACUUUAGAGUGAUCAAGAAGACUGAAAACGAUGAUUUCAGAGAAGGAGAAACCGAUUACGAUCCGGGAAGUAUGGGCUGGUAAUUUGGAAUCCGAGUUCGAACUCAUUCGUGACGUGAUCGAUCGGUACCCUUAUAUUUCUAUGGACACUGAGUUUCCUGGUCUUGUUUUUCGACCAUCUGUGGACCCAUCAAAGCCUUAUUAUUACCGUCCUCUUCAGCCCUCCGAUCACUACCGAGUUCUGAAGUCGAACGUCGACGUUUUGAACCUCAUCCAGGUCGGUCUGACUCUCUCCGACGCCGCCGGUAACCUUCCCGACCUCGGAUCCGGCAACCGGUUCAUCUGGGAGUUCAACUUCAAGGACUUCGACGUGGCGCGUGACCCUCACGCUCCUGACUCGAUCGCGUUGCUGAUGCGACAGGGGAUCGACUUCGAGAAGAACAGGGAGGAAGGGGUUGACUCGUCCCGGUUCGCCGAGUUGAUGAUGUCGUCCGGGCUCGUCUGCAACGACUCGGUGAGCUGGGUCACGUUUCACAGCGCGUACGACUUCGGGUACCUGGUGAAGAUCCUCACGCGCCGGAGCCUGCCGAGUGAGCUGGACGAGUUUUUGAAGAUUCUGAGGGUGUUUUUCGGGAACAGGGUUUACGAUGUGAAGCACAUGAUGAGGUUUUGUAACAGCUUGUAUGGCGGUCUGGACCGGGUCGCUAGGACCCUUGAGGUGGACCGGGCCGUCGGGAAGUGCCACCAGGCCGGCUCCGAUAGCCUGCUUACGUGGCACGCGUUUCAGAAGAUGAGGGAUGUGUAUUUUGUAAAUGAUGGACCGGAAAAACAUGCUGGUGUAUUGUUUGGCUUGGAAGUGUAUUAAGAAAUUUAAUUAAUUUAUUUUUAAAAAUUAAAUUGAAUUAAAUUUAUUUGUCCUAAAA